AAAUGACUUCACUUUCCAUGGUACUUUUUUUAUCAAAUUUUUUUCCUCAAAAAAAAGCAGGAAAAAGAAGUCAAACAGCGAGUAGAAUAGAUUAGCAGGGAACAGAAGAAAUGAAAAAUAGUAAUAAAUAUUUCAUGUGAUGUGAAGUAAAAAAAGAGUAAACGCGGCUCAAUCGAAACGAAAAAUUUCCUUUGCGCAGUAAAUGUAAGAAUCAUUAUGUGUACAUGUUCAUGUACAUUCAAUUUUCCUCUCAUACCAUUCUACAUAUAGGCUUUGAAGAGGAAAAAGCAUUAGCUGGGACUGACUGAGUGAGGAAAAAAGGAAGGAAAAAGUUCCUUUUUUUUCUUCUUGUUUGUGUGUGACUGGCUUGAUUGAUAGACACAAAAAUUAAGCAAGAAUAAUAAUAAUAAUAAAAUUGUGAGAAAAGAGAUAAAUAAGAGUGAAGCUAAGGAUGGCAUUGUGGAAUAAAUUGCUGCAAUCGCGGCCCGAAGUAAUGGAACAAAUACGUGUUUCCUAUGGUAACCAUUUCCCUAUGGAAGUCCGCCAUUAUUUAUGUGAUUGGCUCGAAACACGAUUGCUUGCUGGACCAAUGAUUAUGGAUCAUGAUCCUCAGCUUGAAAUUGAAUCUGCUCGUUUUCUGAAUGAAUUGCUCGUCGAAUUAGAACGUAAAGCAACUGAAAUGACGUCCGAUGACUUAAUUACAGCAAAAUUGCGCCUAAUAGAAUCAUCGAAGAAUUUUCGACAAUUAUUCUCACAUAAUCCAAGUCAAUUAUACUCUCAUCUUCGUAACUGUUUAAUGUUUGAAAAGAAUAUGCUGUGCUAUCCAGAAGAAUGUGGGAUGACACAAAACAGCGAGUUUACACAAAUCUUUCAAGCUUUGGAAGAAUUGAUCUCACGUGUACGUGCAAAUGAAAUUGAGAAUCGUAAUUUGAAGAAAAAGUAUGAGAUUUUUUGCUGUGAAGUACAUGAGGUGACAAAGAGUAACGCCCAAUAUGACAUAAUUGAUAAUCAAAAUCCAGAACAUCGUGAUCGAACAGCACAAAUGAGACGUGAACAGCAGGAGAGAUUACAACUUUCAUUGAAUCAAUUGACUGGCAUGAGAUUGAAUUUGGUUGACAAAUUCAAGGCCACCAUAGAGUUGACAGAAACUGUUCAACAGAAAGUAAUUGACAAGUACUUAAAUCAGUGGCGUAUGAAUCAAGGAUUAGCCGGUAAUGGAGCACCUCCAUCGAAUGCCAACAACUUGGACAUUAUACAAGGCUGGUGUGAACAUUUAGCAGACAUCUUAUGGAAUACUCGUGAACAAAUCAAAAUGGUGUCAAAAUAUCGUAAACAGUUGAAUGUCGACGAACAGAAUUUGCCAGACUUUUUACCCGAGCUUUUUUCGAAAGUAACUGGAUUACUUGAACAUUUGAUAACUCGCUCGUUCAUUAUUGAGAAGCAGCCACCGCAAGUCAUGAAAACUAACACUAGAUUUGCAUCGACAGUACGUUUAUUAAUCGGAAAUACAUUGAACAUAAAAAUGAACAGUCCAUUGGUGAAGGUAACAAUUGUAUCAGAACAGCAAGCUCAAAACACACAGCAGACAAAUAAAUGCUCAGAACAUACGUGCGGUGAAAUUCUUAAUAGCACUGGAAAUAUGGAAUAUAAUGAAACAACAAAGCAAUUGUCAGUCAGUUUUCGUAACAUGCAAUUGAAAAAGAUUAAGCGUGCUGAAAAGAAAGGCACCGAAAGUGUGAUGGAUGAAAAGUUUGCAUUACUCUUUCAAUCGAGCUUUGCUAUUGGACAUGGAGAUUUAGUCUUCUCUGUCUGGGCAUUAUCAUUGCCUGUUGUUGUGAUUGUUCAUGGAAAUCAAGAGCCACAAUCAUGGGCAACAAUCACUUGGGAUAAUGCAUUUGCUGAGAUUAAUCGUCAGCCAUUUGCAGUACCUGAUAAAGUUCCAUGGAAUCGUUUGGCUGAAGCAUUAAAUAUGAAAUUCCGUGCAUCAACUGGACGCUGUUUGACACCAGAAAAUUUACACUUCUUAUGUGAGAAAGGAUUUAAAUUGCAAGUUCCGAUGCCAAUUUCAGACGAUUAUCAAAUUACAUGGUCUCAAUUCUGUAAAGAACCUUUACCCGAUCGCACAUUCACAUUCUGGGAAUGGUUCUAUGCUGCAAUGAAAUUGACACGUGAGCAUUUACGUGGUCCAUGGAAUGACGGAUCUAUUGUUGGAUUUAUUCACAAACGAACAGCAGAGGAUCAUUUACUCAAAUGUCAACGCGGCACAUUUUUGUUGAGAUUCUCAGACAGCGAACUCGGAGGAAUUACGAUUGCCUGGGUAAAUGAGGGCAACGAUGGCAAUCCAUGUGUGCUUCAUAUUCAGCCAUUUACAGCAAAAGAUUUCGCCACACGUUCAUUAUCAGAUCGUAUACGUGACUUUGACGAUUUGACUAUUCUAUUUCCAAACAAGGCUAAAAAUGAAGCAUUUGACAAAUACACAACGCCAUCAGGGCAACCUAAAAAUAAGGACUAUAUACCAUCUGAAAUUCGCGCAAUUUUAUCGCCAUCAAAUGCAAACAAUAUUGGAUAUGCUAACACACCGGCAUCACAAUUUAUGCAGUCGCCGGAUCCAUCAAGAGACACGCCUUCCGUUCAAAGCGGCUACGGAAUCGACGAUGGACAAAUGAAUCAUAUGAAUCAAAUCCCAGGAAUGGAUAAUUUCGAUCUUUCGCUUGAGAACAUUGAUAUGUACACGUCAUCAUUCAAUUGAACAAUUAUUUUUUUAAAAAAAAAACUUAUUGUUUCUUGUGUUUAGUAGUAGAUACAAAAGGCAGCAGCUAAGAAUACUUCCAAUUUUUUUUUUAUUAAUUUUAUUUCUUUACAAAGAAUGAAUAUAUUGUAUUAUUUUUAUAAGCAAAGCAUGAAGAGAAGAGAAAAAGUCAUGACCAAAAGAGCAUUUUUAUAAGGACCACAAGUUUUUUACUUCAAGUUUUUCUUUUGUGUUAUGUUAUAGAUUUAUUUGAUUUGAGAUGAUUAAUAUAAGACAUAUGAGGUAUAUUGGAGAAUGCUUACUUUAUAUGUGUGCUAUAAAAAUACAACGAAGAAUGUUUAUACAGUCAACUAUUUUGUAGAAAAGAUUAGAAAAUAAUGAUUCCUUUAAGUUUGAAAACUUUACUUAAAUAUUUUUGAAUAAGAAAAUUCGAUAGACAUUGCAUGUGAAAGAAUGACUAUUUAGGUGAUUUUCAACUAUGAUUAUUUGUCAAUUUUCGGACUCGACUUCAAGUUCUGAAGAUUAAGAAAUCAAAUCUUUAUAUCUUGAUAACAGCCAAUUUAAGAAUCAUAAUGAGAUAUUUACUUCGAGAUUUAAUCUGUGUCUUAAAUAGCCUCAUAUGUUUAUAUCAG
Chironomus riparius is the source of this 3381-nucleotide messenger RNA. NCBI's taxonomy places the organism in Eukaryota, Metazoa, Arthropoda, Insecta, Diptera, Chironomidae. The record is from the annotation of a GenBank genome assembly.